AUGGCCUCCGUGGCGGUAGCUGCAGCGGACGAUGAUGAUGACAUUUCCACCACCUCCACUCUAUCGAGUGAACCACAGUCGGAUUACGAAGUGGAGGAGAUUCUUGCCGAGAAGGAGUCACGCGAUGGGAUGCUAUACCUGGUAAAAUGGGCUAAUUAUCCUCUUGACAGGUGUUCUUGGGAGCCAGAAGAGUGCUUCAAUACUCACCUGACCCUAGUGGAAUGGUCCGAAAAGAAAAAAGCGAUUAAAGAAGGCAGACUGGACCCGUUUGAUCACGUCCAGUGGCAGCGUGAACAGGAUGAUCGCGAAAAGGCCAAGGCCGAGAGGAGGAACAAACGAGAAUCACAAAGAAGAAGGAUACGACUGAGCAGCCUCGUCAAUGCUAAGAUAUUCGGAGGUUCCCACAAUAUUUCCCAACGCGGUCAUGCCAGCGGCGGUGAAAUAGCCUCAAGUAACCCACACCCUUCCAUGCCGGCGAAAAGCCAUAGCUCGCUCUCCAAUCCCUCUUUGAAAUCAUCUUUCCAAUCUGUGUCAUCGAAUAGGGCGCCGACGAAUCCUUUACUUCUGAAGCCACCUCCCGUUCUUUUUGGUAGCAGCUCGGCGCCAGUUCGGGCCAAGAAGACGACCCAAAAUACUGACUCUAACAAAAUUUUCAACUUGUCGACAAAGCGGAGAUAUGAGAAGGCAAAGACGUGGGAACCUGCCCCUGAUAUCAACCAGCUGCAGCUGUUUACACCUGCCGAUUACCGUCCAUCUGUUGUUAAUGCAGCAAAAAAGGGCAGCGUUAGUAGCUCUCCCAGCGUGGAGAAAUUGGGCGAAGUACCGCAAGGAAACGAUGCUCAUACGCCUGCUGUCACCGCAGCAGUGUUGGGUUCCGAUAGUAGUUUUUCUGCGCCGAAGAAAUUAGAUGAAGCUAUGAAGGGAAAAGAUGGUCACACGCCUGUCUCUAAUGCACUCUCGAUUCAUCUCCCCAAGACUGCGACUAUGGAAUUUAACCCGUCUCCUCACGCCUUGCCUGGUACUCGCAGCUCCAGUCAUACGAAUGGGAGUCCCAUCAAGGACUUGGAUAAUUCCAUCUCCAGCUGGGACCAUAUAUCGGAUAAUGAAACUAGUAUACCAUCCAGAAAGCCUGGUUUUAGAAGUCGUUUUGCAAGCAAUGGGCGGUUUUGGAAGCCUGACGAGGUACUAGUCGUCAUAUACUAUGGGCCGGAUAAGAAAGAAAUCGGCCAAGCCAGAUUAUGUGGUCUCUCUGCCGAGAGCAAGGGUCGAAUCCUUUUAUCUAAGAAAAAUCACCGAGUAGAUAUCUGGUUUCAAGAACUUUGCACCCGCAACGAUUACGAGCAGCUAUGCCAAAACCAGAAAAAUUUUUACUAUGAUUCCGGAUGGAUUGAAGGGUUUGAUGACACGGAACCAAAUAUCUACAGAAUGGCGCGAGAUCUUCGACAAAGAAGGCUCUUGGCGGUGUCUUUUCCUGAGAGAGAACCACAAAACAUCCUGCUUGCUUACCCCCCUGACUCAGCGGACUUUAGUUUUCUCCAAGAUAACCUUAGAAGGAGAUCUGAUGUCUUUCUCUACCUCUCUGUGAGGAGCGCUUUCAAGCCUCAUUUGCGGCCCUCUUUUUAUCCUCAAAGGAAACAGUGGACUAAUACGAACACAUCGGCAAGGCCGCCUCUCAGUUCUGCAAGCCUGGAACGCAUUGAUGUCAGGAACCGAGUGGAACGCUUUCGAACUACCCAAGAUGGGGCCAAUGAUCAUGAUGAUACCAUCAGUGUGGAAGUUCCAAAUCCGCCGUUUCCCCAGGAACAAACCUCCCAUAACCAAUCCACCAUCGAAACCGAACGAAAUGAAGCACAGGAAGCAUCGCAUAUAGAAGGCCCUUCGUUACCAACCGCUGAGAACGCGUCAGUGGAUAUUGGUGAACCAAUGGAUCUAGACCAGCCCGCUCAACUCCCUCUGACCACUUCUGGCCCUACCAAUGAAGAGAGCACCCCCCCUGGCCUGUCUGCUUCAGAUUUUGAUUUGGAUGCAUGGUUUGAUGUCCAAUAUGGAGUGACCUUUGAAACAUUGCUCGAUUCAAAGAAAACAGCAGGAUUCUAUGUCAUGUACCCAGGUGACUCUGGGAACCCAGAUAAACAGUGUAACGAACAAUGUGAGAUCUUGAUGGUGUUUCUGCAAAAACAUACCACCCAAACAUAUUCUAGUCAUCAACCCAAAGAUUGGGAGACACUCAUAUUGAUGGAGCGAGGGGUAGCGCUGUUUCACGAAAGCUUUACCGAUUACUCCUCCAUACCGGCGCUUAACACCCUUCUGCAGAAAGGUAAUACAAGCUUUUGGAGUUUCUCUCUAGACAACCCUCACGCAUAUUCCGACCACCCAGCACACUUUCAGCGCAUAUUCCCUCACGGAACUGUUUUCUUGGUCACGGAAGAUUUAAUGUUCCAAAAACCAGAAAAAACUCUCGCCUUUCUUUCCUGGUUCCUGGACAAAUCUCGCGAGAGAUUUCCUGGGACUUGGCGACUUAUGUUGCGUCCAAAUAUCUUAAAAUGGAUACAGGAGCAAAUGUCGAAGCAAGAGGCGAGACGGGGCGUGUGGUUCACCAUGUACCAAUUGAUCACAGAACUCAGUAAUCUUGAGAGUGGGAAUAUGAGCGCCUCGACGGAGGAGCUUCUGGGAAGCAGUAUCAUUUCUCCCGAUCUCCCGUCUUAUGACAAGCCUACGGAGCACAACAAAGAUUUGACCCGUGAGCAAAUAAGGGCAGACAACCUGGCCGAAUUCUUCGCAGGCUGGGUCCUUGUCAACCGCCACCGAUUUCGACGUUUUGCCAUUAUUACGGGGAUCGAGCCACUGCCACGAUGGACAACGUGGCAACAUGUGGCGAUCAUGCACGGCUACAAAUCCUCCAUUUUCUCAUACAGAAUCGACUACGAGCUACAAUGGUCCAGACUGAAGGGUCAGAAACCCGGAUCUUCUGCAGAAGAAAAGGCUCAACACACUCCCACUCCCUACACCCCACAGACACCCAAAGCAAGUUCUCGGCCUAGACCGUCUGUGUCUUCCCCCGUGAAUCAUAACUAUCCUCAACCAUAUCAGUGA
Messenger RNA from Aspergillus tanneri, 3093 nucleotides. Its product is annotated as putative Chromo domain protein Chp1p. Gene Ontology annotation, biological process: chromatin organization; negative regulation of transcription by RNA polymerase II. The transcript has 4 exons. Bases 1 to 3093 code for a protein of 1030 amino acids. Gene Ontology annotation, cellular component: pericentric heterochromatin. The record is from RefSeq and is a predicted model, not a curated record. Gene Ontology annotation, molecular function: chromatin binding. Lineage: Eukaryota; Fungi; Ascomycota; Eurotiomycetes; Eurotiales; Aspergillaceae.